GAGAUAGAGAUGGCACAACAACAGAGACCACAGAGUAUAAAGAAGGUUAUGGAUGUAUUGGGUGACUUCAAUCCUUCCGAUGAUAAGAUAAAGAAGACAUUGGGUAUUGAUGAUCAAGAGUACAAGAUGAUACAAGAUGAGCAACAAGAACAAGCAUGCAUGGCUGCCAAAGACAGAAUACCAAUCAACAAGAGAGAGACACGCAAGGCACAGUCAACCCUGGGUCUCAACCUAUCAAAGGAGAAGUUGAUGAAUGUGUUGGGUGUUGAUGAGGAUACAAUAACAGAGGCAGAACAGGAGGAAUCAGAGUUGAGAGAUAUUAAGAAGAGGAAGCUGAUAGAGAGCAUUGCACUUUCAAACAAGAGAGCAUUGAAGAAGGCUUUGACAUUGUUGGGAUUCAAUCCAUCGUCAUCCAAAUUGAUGAGAACAUUGGGUGUGUCAGAGAGUGAUUUGGCCAAGGACGUAUCAGCAGACAUUCAAUACCAACAACAAUUGAACAACAUCAUCAUCACAGCAGAGAUCACACUCUUCCUAGUCAUUGUAUAUUCAUUACUGUACUAUUUCAAGAUG
Messenger RNA from Acytostelium subglobosum LB1, 570 nucleotides. RefSeq lists its product as hypothetical. Lineage: Eukaryota; Evosea; Eumycetozoa; Acytosteliales; Acytosteliaceae. The transcript has 2 exons. The record is from RefSeq and is a predicted model, not a curated record. The annotation marks the transcript as partial.